UGUGCGCAUGCGUAGUAGUGUGCUUUUGAACUGCCUGUUUACAGUCGGCGAAUGGUUAAAAUAAUAACACUACGAUACGGACCCAUGGGUUAAGAUGAUCAGAAAGACAGGUGGAGACAGCCUGAAUUUGGGAAUAACAUGAAUCAGCGGUGUCGGUGACGCGGUCUCCGAGGUUAAGGCAACUUUGAUCGGCAGGAAUCUUUGAGACCGUUUAGAACGUUUUCAUACGUUUUCCAUGCGUGCCUGUAAUCCACGGCUUGUCCAUUAUCUGUCAUUUAUUGUCUCGUUUUAGUUUAAAACUCAUCAUUAAUCCCCCUACGGUGACCGGAGGAUGGGCUGGCCAGAACGGGCGACAGGAAACGGUAGACGCCGCCGGUGUUGUACCGCUUACAAAGCUUUGACAGGGAAAACACUUUCUCCAUAGGGAUGCGAAACUAGGUUAUUGCAAAGGGUUAUUAACAUACUUAUUUAUAACCGAAAUUCAUUUUAAAGAUAUUAAAUACGGGCAAUGUGUGUGUAUUAAUCAGGUUUCCAUUUUGUAAUAUCUGGCUUUGUGAAAGCGAGAUAACAACUAGAGCACUUGACAGCCGGAGAAAAGGACCCGUGUAAACAAGUGUUAUUUGCAUAGAAUCCAGGGUGUCAUGCCCUUUGAGUUGAGACGUGUUGCACACUCCGUUACGAGGACUGAACCAUUGCACGGAGUGCAGAGAUAGUGGUGGUUAGGCGACAUACUGAAGGGGUCUCUCGUGUAUUUCGCAGGCUUUGGAUCAGUUCGAUUAUCGAUCAUUAAUUGCUGGUGGUGUCACACGCCUCUCCCAUCGCAGCAGAUAGUUGUUAGGCCUCUUGCUCAAGAAUGCCUACAUGUAGGCUGCCGACAUGUGGUUUGAACCCACAACCUUAUGGCUGGGGGUCAAACACACUAACAACUCUAAAUCGGCCUCAACUCUUCUCAACAUUUCAUUUGAACCGCAACAAAGUUGGAGGAAAACCGAUUUAAACCAUGGCUACGGCGAGGGUAGAGCAACCAGCACGGAGCCCCGGGGCGGAGCGAGCAACCCCGGGGGCCCUAGCCCAGGAUGGGGCCCUAGCCCAGGAUGGGGCCCGCGGCUGGGUGAUGGUCGGGGCCUUGUUCGUGUGCUCCACGCUGGUGUUCGGGCUGAUCCGGAGCCUGGGGGCGUUCUUCGUGGAGUUUGUGCAGUACUUCCAGGAGAGUGCCCAGGCCAUCUCGUGGAUCACCUCCAUCGGCGUGGCAACACAGCAGCUCUGCAGUCCGCUGGGGACGGCGCUGUGCAACGCGUACGACGCCCAGCGCGUGGUGAUGGCGGGGGGCUUCCUGGCCAGCCUGGGCCUCAUCCUGGCCUCGCAGGCCCGCUCGCUGCCCCACCUCUACCUCACCAUGGGCCUCACCUCAGGCCUGGGCUGGUCCUUGGUCUUCACCCCCAUGGUGGCCACAGUCAUGGCCCACUUCACGCGCCGCCGCACCCUGGCCCUGGGCGUGGGCUUCACGGGCGUGGGCGUCUCCUCCUUCGUGUUCGCCCCGCUCUUCCAGUACAUGCUGGACAACUUCGGCUGGCGGGGCUCGCUGCUCAUCCUGGGGGGACUCAGCCUGAACAUCGUGCCCUGCGGAGCACUCAUCCGCCCCACGCGCAAGAAGGCCCCCCCGCGCCCCAAGGCUGGGGGCAAGGCGGACAACGGCGGCGGCGGCGGCGGUGGCGCCUCGGCGUUCCGGAGCCUCCUGCGGCGGGUGUACCGCUACCUUGAGCUGUCGCUGCUGGCGCACGGGCCCUUCCUCACCUACACGCUGGCCAUCACCUUCUUCAACGCGGGCUACUUCGUGCCCUACGUCCACCUGGUGGCGCACGGCCGGCAGGCGGGCUACUCGGAGUACCGCGCCGCCUUCGUCAUGUCGGCCACGGGCGCCGCCGAUAUCGUGGGCCGGGUGGCGGCGGGCUGGCUGACGGACCUGGGCCGCGCCCGCCUCGUCCACAUGCUGACGGGCUGGACGGGGCUCACGGGCGUGUUCAUCGUGCUCAUGCCCCUGGCGUCGGUGGCGGGCUCCUAUGGCCUGCUGCUGGGCUUCGGGCUGGGCUACGGCUUCUGCGCCGGCGCCCUGACCUCGCUUGUGUUCGCCGGCGUGCCCGAGAUUGUGGGCAUGGGCCGCAUGGUGGGAGCCCUGGGGCUGCUGUCCAUGCUGGAGAGCGUGGGGGGGCUGCUGGGCCCGCCGCUGUCAGGUUAUCUCCGCGACCGGACAGGAAGUUACAUCACCUCCCUGGUGGCGGCGGGCUGCUGCUUCCUCCUGGGCUCCCUGAUCUUAACCACCCUACCUCACUACUUCUCUUGGACCGGCCCGCCGCCCCCGCGACCACCGGACGGCGACGGCCAGGAGGAGCGCCAGGACGCCGGGGCCGGCCUGCUGGGCAGCCCCGCGUCGGGCAGCACCAACGGGACGGCCAGCAAGGACUCGGACCACAGCCAGACCUGCCUGGCCUGAGGGUCGGGGCAGCACCAACGGGCCGGCCAGUAAGGACUGGGAUCACAGCCGGGCCAAUGACUCAAACAGACGGCGGUUGCGUCAAGCGAAAGAAAAAUAAUAACUGAAGGGGAGUAAACGCAGAGUGCAUAUCCAAUGUCGUCAGGCGACCAAUCAAAACAGUCUCGUCGGCAUCAUUACACUUCUGCUGCAGUCGAUCGUUAUCUUAUAAACAUGGUCCUUUCCUGUCAUAUUCAGCGCACAAUGAGCCAGUCCUCGUGUCUCUGUCUGAUUGUGUCCUAUAACCCCACGACGCGGACGGUGACUGGCAGCCAAACUUAAUGAAGUGUGUGUGUGUGUGUGUGUGUGUGUGUGUGUGUGUGUGUGUGUGUGUGUGUGUGUGUGUGUGUGUGUGUGUGUGUGUGUGUGUGUGUGUGUGUGUGUGUGUGUGUGUGUGUGUGUGAGAUCUCAGGGUUGUUUUCCAGUAACUAGCCAUCGGCUGAACAUAUUGUAUGAAGACACUUGGGUGGCGCUCUGCUUCUGUGACUAAUAGCUUUUUACUGCAUCAAGGAAGCGUUUUUACAUCCACACUUGUUUUGUACUGAGUUUGUUGUAAAGGUUUUGAGUAAAGCAAGAAGAAAUCAGAUUCACACACAAAACAUUCAUAUUUUCUUAGUGGUUUACAAAAUUCACAACUUCACUCCUCUACUGUUUGAGUACUUGUUGACAGCAAUCUGUGCAUCAAUCUGUAUGCUAUAGGAAUUUUCUACAGCAAAUAAAGUAUGCUUGUUGUUUCACACCGAUGUGCAACACGAAGA
Gadus morhua (Atlantic cod) is the source of this 3288-nucleotide messenger RNA. RefSeq names its product solute carrier family 16 member 13 (gene slc16a13). The transcript is spliced from 7 exons. The record is from RefSeq and is a predicted model, not a curated record. NCBI's taxonomy places the organism in Eukaryota, Metazoa, Chordata, Actinopteri, Gadiformes, Gadidae. Gene Ontology annotation, biological process: transmembrane transport; monocarboxylic acid transport. Bases 1001 to 2491 code for a protein of 496 amino acids. Gene Ontology annotation, molecular function: monocarboxylic acid transmembrane transporter activity.